GAUACUGACGCGUGGACAGGCCUGCCGCUCGCGUGCCGAGUUUGCGCUGUAUCGGAGGAGCGCCCGCCGCCAAAAGAGUUCAUCGUUCUUUAGAAAUCGCCCUGCUGUCAUCGCUGUAGUGCCGUGCAGAAGCCGGCUGCUGGCGGGGUUGCUCCCGACCGACCUGAGCACAUCGCCGCCCCACCGCCGCCUGCUCCCAGCGCGUGCCGCCCCAGCCUUCCUGCCCCGCGCCCCGGCCGCAUGCUCCACCAGGCAAGGCCGCUGACGUGUACCCGCCAGCAGUGUCUUGGGGCGAACACUCGGCAGCAGCCGCGCAGGCAGCGGCGCCGCAUGCCCGUGGCAUCCAUGGGCGGCGGCGGGCACAGCCUGUACAUAGGCGUGGAUGUGGGCACCCAGUCCACCAAGUGCUGCGUCUACGAGGCCAGCUCCCGUGAGGUGGUGGGCCGCGGCUCCGUGGGCUACUCCCUCGCCUCGCACCGCCCCGGCCAGGCCGAGCAGCACCCGGCGACGUGGAUCGAGGCCUGCAUAGACUCGAUCCAGGAUGCGCUGGCCGAGGCGGGCGGCGGCGGCGGCAGCCCGGCGGCGGCGCGGGUCAAGGCCAUCGGGGUGUCUGGGCAGCAGCACGGGCUGGUGGCGCUGGAUGCCGACGGCCACGUCAUCCGGCCAGCAAAGCUGUGGUGUGAUCUGGAGAGCGCCGAGGAGGCGGAGGAACUGUCUCGGCUGUACGGAUCCACGCUGGUGCCCGCCUUCACAGCCUCCAAGCUGCUGUGGAUGAAGCGGCGGGAGCCGGAGAGCUGGGCGCGGCUGGCCCACGUGCUGCUGCCACACGACUAUGUCAACUGGUGGCUGAUCGGCCGGUUUUGUAUGGAGGCAUCUGAUGCCAGCGGCACGGGCCUGCUGGAUGCCGCGGCGCGCGCCUGGGACCGCCAGCGCAUCGCUCAGCUGGAUACCGAGCGGCUGCCUGGCAGCCUGCCGGAGCUGAUUGGGCCCCAGGAGGUGGUGGGCACGUUGCGACCCGAGGUGGCAGCGCAGCUGGGACUGCCGGGAGAUGUGCAAGUGGCGCCGGGCGGCGGCGACAACGCCAUGAGCGCCCUGGGGGCUGGCGCCGUGCGGGAGGGCAGCUGGGUGCUCAGCCUGGGCACCUCGGGCACGCUGUUUGGCCCCAGCGGCAAGCCUGUGCUGGACCCGACGGGGACCAUCUGCCCCUUCUGCGACGCCGCUGGCGCCUGGCUGCCGCUGCUAUGCACCCUGAAUUGCACAGGGGUGGCAGAGGAGGUGCGGCACUCGUUUGGGAUGAGCCACGAGGACAUCACGGCGGCGGCCGCCACCGAGCCCAUCGGCUGCUCCGGGGUCACCUUCCUGCCCUACCUGGCGGGAGAGCGCACACCCAACUGGCCGCACGCGACGGGGGGCGUGCUGGGCCUGCGCCCCGGCCUUAUCCGCCCUGGCCUGCUCUAUCGGGCAGCUAUGGAGGGGGCCACCUUCAGCCUGGUGGCGGGCAUGCAGCGCAUGCAAGACUUUGGGGUGGCCGCCACGGAGCUGCUGGUGGUGGGCGGCGGCAGCAAGAACAGGCUGUGGCGGCGCAUCGUGGCGGACGCUUUCCAGCUGCCGCUGCGCUUCCCAGCCGACCCAGAGGCUGCGGCGUUGGGGGCGGCGCUGCAGGCGGCGGCGGUGCACACAGGCACACCCAUAGCGCAGUAUGUCGCAGAGCACCCGCCGCCCAUGGGUACGCCAGGCAGUGGGGCAGCGGGGCUUGCUCCCGCCCAUCGUGUGCGUGUGUGCUUGAGCUGA
Chlorella variabilis is the source of this 1791-nucleotide messenger RNA. RefSeq lists its product as hypothetical. NCBI's taxonomy places the organism in Eukaryota, Viridiplantae, Chlorophyta, Trebouxiophyceae, Chlorellales, Chlorellaceae. Gene Ontology annotation, molecular function: D-xylulokinase activity. Bases 241 to 1791 code for a protein of 516 amino acids. The record is from RefSeq and is a predicted model, not a curated record. Gene Ontology annotation, biological process: xylulose metabolic process. The transcript is spliced from 10 exons.